Molecule: messenger RNA, 516 nt
Organism: Puccinia triticina
Lineage: Eukaryota; Fungi; Basidiomycota; Pucciniomycetes; Pucciniales; Pucciniaceae
Exons: 7
Coding region: 1-516 (171 amino acids)
Source: RefSeq, a predicted model, not a curated record
AUGGCAUCCAAACAAGCCCAGAAACGAUUGAUGAGAGAGCAUGCCGAAAUCACUAAAUCGCCUCCGCCCUUUAUCAUCGCUCGCCCUAAAGAUACCAAUAUUCUAGAAUGGCAUUUCAUCAUCCGUGGUCCACCUGAUACUCCCUAUGUGGGCGGGGAAUUUUGGGGCACCGUGACAUUUCCAUCAGAAUAUCCGUUCAGACCUCCAGGAAUUGUAAUGAUGACUCCCUCUGGUCGCUUUCAGCCUGGCUAUAAGAUAUGCACUAGCAUGAGUGACUAUCAUCCAGAUUCAUGGAAUCCAGCUUGGGGGGUCUCAACAAUAUUAACUGGAUUACUCUCUUUCAUGGUUUCGGACGAGAUUGCGACUGGAGCUGUGUCUGCCACUCCUUCAAUGCGGAAGGAUUACGCCGCCAGAUCGCACGCACAUAAUGCUGCAAACCGGAUAUUCCAGGCCAUCUUUCCGGAGUAUUCUAACCCCGACGAAAUGAUCGACUUGCCGAACAUGGGGGAGAAGUGA